CGGAAGUGGAUGCUGGCGGAAGCAUAGGGUAAUAGCAGCAUUUUAGGCAGCUCAUGGAAAUCGCAAUGGCUAUCAACCUAUUCGUGAAGAAUUGAUCUUCUUCUUCUAUGAUGCAACUGCAGUACGACAAACAUGGAGUUCUGAAGCUGAGUCUGUCAAAUCCUAAGGCGCAAGUUUUGUUUCCAACCGGUCAUUACACUUACGCUUUUGGAAACACGCCAGGGAUAAAUUUAGCAGAGUACUUCAGAACGUCCAAGAGUGAUGAAAGUCUUGAUUUUUUAUUGCUUGGUACAGGAGACAUUCGAAACCUCCUGUUCACAGUUUCAGAGCUUUACCAACGACUACAAUCACAAAUCCCAGCUUCGCUUCACUUUAACUUGAAUGAUCAUGAUCCAUCAAUAAUCGCUCGAGAUGUUAUCAUCCUAGAGACUGUGCGAUCGAUCGACCCAAAUUGUGACUUCGAUGUGGAUUUUUUGUGGAAUUUAUGGUAUAACCUUUCACUUUCUAGCAACGAAUUAAAGCGAUUGCAAACGAUUCUGCAGACACUUUCAUCACCUGAAGAAGAUGACGUUAAGUCGCAGUUUGGGUCUGUCACCUUGUUUACAAAGUGUCUACGAAUUUGGAAAGACUGGCUUCACUUAGAACUGGAUAUUGAUAAUGUAUCGCUUCAACGGCGAAGAUUGAUGGUGACAGGGCUAAAUUUGGCACAACAGGAAACCCAGAAUGCUCAACAGGACCACUUUAAUUUUAUAACAGCAGUAACCUCAUUGACAAACACAACAGUUAAACAGCUAUUUACGCCGACAGAUGAACACAAGCUUGGUCGCAAAUGCCUUCAUGAGCGUGGCUUUGUUUAUAAAGAAAUCUAUUCAUAUUUUUUGAGCGGUGUUACACCGGAAGUUCAAAACAGUCCUAAAGUAAACCCAACUCUUAUUCGCCCAUUUGAGCACAAAUGGAAAGUGCAUUAUGGGAGCUGUCCGUUUUCCGGUUUUAUUCCAAUUGAUAGGCAUAAGCUCGAAAUUAAGAAAUGCAUAACAAAAGUUUGUAAGGAAAAACUCAAGGAGUUGGUGAAACAUUUCCAAGGCUUCGUUAGAAGUAAAACGAAACAUCUUCCAAUACAGGUGACAUUUUGGGAGGGAGACGCCCUGGACCUGUGUCGCAAUGGUCUUCCAAAGGAUGCCGUCUUCGAUAUAAUCGACACAAGUAACCUCAGUGACCAUGUUGGAUUAUUGAACAUUCUAGUAUGUUGCACAGACAGAUUGAAAGAGCCAGAUCAGUCCCAGUUGUUUACAUCCACCAUGCUAUGGAGAGCUUCCGGUCUAUCCAGUCUUCAGGAAUACUUAGAGUCGAGCCUUGGAGUACGACAGAGUUUGUUUCCCACUGUUCUCGGGCUCAAACUUGCGGAGGACUUAGAUCUCGGAAGGAGUGACAUAAUGACUCUGAAUGAAAGUCGAAGAAUAGAAGAUCGAAUGGUUUGGGUAAAAACCGAACGCGAAAGUUCGCCGAUCACUCUACUUCGUUCCCCAGAUGUUCUCUCUGCACUUAAGUCAGUGGCAGCCAGAUGCUUUAGACUCCCUUCUGCUAAUGAACGUUGUCUGCAACUAAGUGGCGUGACCCUCUCCUCCCCUAUGACAUUUUUCAUGGCGUUUUUGCUACUUGCAGUAACUUUCGAGGAGAAAGCCGAACAGGUUCUUUGCUUUAUCGAAGAAUGCUUACCAUCCGUAAGACUUUUUAAAAAGCGAACUUUCAGUAAGCUUUGCUGCCUUUCGUGGAAUGUUCUCAAGUGUUUGGCUGGAGUAUGCCCAGGCACGGUUCUCAAAGCAGAAGUUCGUGUCACGUUUCCAAUCAGUUCUCUGUCACGCAACACCCCAGUCAUGCAAGCUGUCUUGUUUGAGGAUCCAACCGAUGCGAGGUUUCUUCAAGUGUGGCCUCUUUCACAGUUGGAGCAGAGGACAUUUCACCGCCCUGUGCAUUUGUUUUACAACAAUGUGCGCUACGAUGUUGACCAGGGAACUGUAAGCUUGUUAAUGCUUGAAGCGGAUUGGAAAGCUCUUCAUGAAGAAACGGUUCUUAUUUUGAUAAGUUCUUCUGUCAACUGCACUUCACAAGCUGUAAAAUUGAAACCUGAAACAAGAAGCUCCACGAAAACUUCUUGCUGUUUCAGGAAUGAAACAGUCAUGAUGACAAGCAAAACGGAUCACGAAAUGGUAGAGUUAAGUCAAGCAAAAAGACGUAUGCGCAAAUCCCGUAGGUCGAAAAAGAACUUGUCCUGUGUCAGAAUUAGCUGCGUCAGUGGUCACGUGGGCAACGGACUCCAAAAGUAUGACAGCUGCUACCGUCUUGAGAUCCUCUCCAGUCAAGAUAUUAUCAUUCAAAACCCUGACCACGUGCACAAGAGUACAGACUGCUUAGUGGCUGAAGAGAGGCAAAAGAAAGCGCCUUCGAGUCUCGUCCCAUCAGGUAUCGAUUCUCCGUUUGAUCAGUUAGAAGAUGAAGUUUCACCAGAGACAAAAAACUCUGAUGUUGUCAUUAUUCAUAAUGAUGGUCACGCAACCGAAGAUGACAGUGAAAACGAGCUCCUAUCGACAACCGUGGAGCGAGUGGAUGACAUUACACAAUUCGGCCUGGGGUUACCUGAUGUGACAUUGGUGUCGCGAGAGGUUUUAAAAACAGACCAGCUUGAGCUAUUGGCUUUGGAAGAACAUGCCAUGUGCUACAAUGCAGACAUUCUGAUUCUCAGAACAGCGGACAUAACAGGUCCUAAAGUAGAAUAUUACCCGACGGACUUGCCCACUGCAGUGGAAAUCUCUACUGACUGUCAAGGGAAACCCCUACGACUUCAUUUUGCUGCACCCGUGGACGGGAGGACAUCUAAAGUUCAGCUAUUAAAGGAUAAAAAGAGGCUUAGAUGCCAUUUUCCUAAGAGUGACCUGGGUGUGUAUGGACCAGUUUGUAUCAAGCGAAUUCCGUACCUGGACUUUUCAAAUCUUCCAAUAUGGACUUCAAGAGAAGAUCUCAAUAUCUUAAUGGAUUUUUAUCCUAUGGAUGAGGACAGAGCGGCUCCACAAGACAGAAAACCCUUUGAAAAUUUGCAAAAUGCUUUGCAAUGUGUGGUCAGGUCGUUUGUUGAAUCUCCCCAGGAAAAUAAUUGUUUCACAAUUCACGAGCCACGUGAUGCAGGAGAAGAUUGUCCGCCAAACUUCACCAUUGUCGUGCAAAACAUUUACUGUCACCAACAGGUCCCACUGGCGAAAGUUCUCUUCUGUGACCAUAGAGAGAUACCCUUUCCCUUAGAGGGCAACGGAACUGCUACUACAGCUACUACUUUAAAAUACAAAGAGCUUUUACAACAAGUGAUGGCGGGCAGAAAGGAAAGUCCCAUGGUGCAGGUCACAAAAGAGGGUCAAGUUCUAUUGAAAAGACUACUGCAUUCUAAUGCAAAACGCUUGAAGCAAACUGCCACACAUGACCCAGUAUGGAUGGACUCAUUCCUGCAGCUGAGAUUCAGCAGCGAUAAUAUUUGCUAUGACAUUCUGGAAUGAAUUCACAAGAGAUAUUUCUAAGUAAACCUAGUUCAGACUUGAUAGUUUUCAACAAUUUGCGGACCAGUUGAAAACUUUGGUGACGCAUUAUUGCAAUGAACUACUGCGAACUUGAUAUUUUUAAAAUCAUUUGUGCGAUGGAAAUGUCAGCAUAGUUAAAAUUUUGCUGUUUUGAAACUUAACAACAUAGUUGUUCUUGACUUCUUUAAUCAUAUAAUUUUUUUAAUGGAAUGGUCUCAGCAAAUAAUUAUUUAUUGCUGGUUUGGCUUUUAAUACUGAAUACUAAAUUACUUGAUCAUGAUCAAGUCUUGUCUUUCCACUUUUGAAAUAAAAUGUCCUUGGA
Molecule: messenger RNA, 3885 nt
Organism: Pocillopora verrucosa
Lineage: Eukaryota; Metazoa; Cnidaria; Anthozoa; Scleractinia; Pocilloporidae
Biological process (GO): regulation of transcription by RNA polymerase II
Cellular component (GO): nucleus
Molecular function (GO): DNA-binding transcription factor activity, RNA polymerase II-specific
Source: RefSeq, a predicted model, not a curated record